This is a messenger RNA of Acanthopagrus latus (yellowfin seabream), 3157 nucleotides long. RefSeq names its product G-protein-signaling modulator 2-like. NCBI's taxonomy places the organism in Eukaryota, Metazoa, Chordata, Actinopteri, Spariformes, Sparidae. Gene Ontology annotation, molecular function: GTPase regulator activity; protein binding. The coding region runs from base 198 to 2276 and encodes 692 amino acids. The transcript is spliced from 15 exons. The record is from RefSeq and is a predicted model, not a curated record.
UCAGCGCGAGGAGUGGCUUCUUCAACUUCUGCUUCUCGAGACAGACGAGUGACUCGUCCUCCCCCAGAUGGAAGAGCAGCUACUUUCAUAAACAAUUGAGUGAAAACAUUAGUUUAAAAGAUUUUGACUCGGUGAAAAUAUUUUUUUUUGAAAGCUGAAGCCAUGUUUGUGGUGUGUUCGCGAACUUGAUAGUAAGGAUGGAGUCGUCUUGUCUGGACCUUGCUCUGGAAGGUGAGCGGCUCUGUAAGGCUGGUGACUAUCGUGCUGGUGUGUCCUUCUUUGAGUCUGCCAUCCAGGUUGGGACAGAGGACCUUCAAAUCCUUAGCGCCAUCUACAGCCAGCUGGGCAACGCCUACUUUCACCUACAGGAGUAUAACAAAGCCUUGGAAUACCAUCGACAUGACCUCACGCUGACCAGAACAAUUGGAGAUGAGCUUGGCGAGGCAAAAGCCAGUGGCAACCUUGGGAACACAUUAAAGCUUUUGGGACGGUAUGAUGAAGCAGUGGUUUGUUGCCAAAGACAUUUGGAUAUCACUAGAGCCAUUUACGAUAAGGUUGGGCAGGCCCGAGCGCUGUAUAAUUUCGGGAACGUUUACCACGCCAAGGGCAAGGGCAUCUGCUGGACUGGAGCUGACCCAGGAGAGUUUUCAGAGGAGGCCAGGAUAGCCCUGAGGAAAGCUGCGGAGUACUAUGAAGCAAACCUGUGCAUGGUGAAGGAGUUGGGCGAUAAGGCAGCCCAGGGUCGUACCUAUGGUAACCUUGGCAACACUUACUAUCUACUGGGUGACUUUGAGACUGCAGUAGCUGCACAUGAAAAGCGGCUGCUCAUCGCUAAAGAGUUUGGGGAUAAGUCAGCUGAGAGGAGGGCCCACUGUAACCUCGGCAAUGCUCAUAUAUUCCUCCACCAGUUUGAAGUGGCCGCCGGUCAUUACAAGAGGACUCUGCAGCUGGCCAGGCUGUUGAAGGACAAGGCAGUGGAGGCUCAGGCCUGUUACAGUCUGGGUAACACCUACACACUACUCAAGGACUAUGAGAGAGCCAUCGAUUAUCACCUCAAACAUCUGGUCAUUGCUCAGGACCUCAACGACAGGGUCGGUGAAGGAAGAGCGUACUGGAGUCUAGGAAAUGCCCACACCGCCCUAGGGAAUCAUCAGCAAGCCAUGUACUUUGCUGAGAAACAUCUGGAAAUUGCAAAAGAGACGGGGGACAAAAGUGGAGAGAUGACAGCCAGGAUGAACCUGUCCGACCUACGGCUGGUUGUGGGCCUGAAGUCCAACUCCAACUUCAACCCCAACUUCUUCCGCAACACUAACACGAACAGCUGCGUUCUUUCAGCAAGCUUCCAGGGUUACCCCAACAUCUCAAGGGCCAAGUCUCCAUCCCAGAGAAGCAGUGUAGAAAAUCUGGAAAUAAGUCCAAGUCCUGACAAAAAUCCAACUGAAGAUUCAUCGCCACAUCCGGACUGGGACGAGGAGGUAUUCCCUGGGUCUUCAAAAAACAACACAAUCAAGGCCUCUACCAAGCUCUUCCUUUUUCACCGACUGAGAAGCAAGAAGCAGAAGAACAACAAAUCAUCUCUUAAAGCCCAUCCAGAACCCCGUACCGAGGACUCUGCUCCUGAGCCGGACACACUGCUGUCUCCUAAGCCAGGAUCACGGGACACUAUUGGAGAGGACGGCUUUUUCGACCUCCUCUCUCGUUUCCAGGGCAACAGAAUGGACGACCAAAGGUGCUCCCUACUGGAUGGCCCGAGCCAUCUCCCUCCUCACUCCUCUCCCUCCUCCACCCCACCUGUAGCUGAAAGGAAAUCUAUUUUGGAGUGCGAAACACCGUUGCAGGAUCCUGGUCAUUUCCUGGAGCUGCUGGCCAGCUCCCAGGCCCGUCGUCUGGACGACCAACGAGCCAGCCUGAGCCAUUUUCCUGGCUUACGUCUCAGCACCUCCAACCCGCCUCGUACACCCACCACCUCCAGCACAGAUCGAGUCCACCCAACACCCCCAGUCUCCAGUACAGAGGCCCGUCACACACCCUCCCUUUACAGUCGCCUCGAGGCAAGUGAUGAUCAGCCAGAGGGGGAUGAUGUCUUCUUCGACAUGUUGGUGAAGUGCCAGGGCUCCCGACUAAACGACCAGAGGUGUGCUGCUCCAUCUUCUGCAAAAAAAGGAACAACAGUUCCUGACGAGGAUUUUUUCAGUCUCAUCCUGCGUUCUCAGGCCAACAGGAUGGAGGAGCAGCGAGUUCUGCCACCUGGCGUCACACAAUCCAAACCAGACUGACCCCAUGAGGGAUCUUUUUCUCUUGUCAUCUCACGAUAACAGAUGAAGAAACCAUGCUUCCUUUUCAUGAAGUUUUUUUUUUUUGUAACCCACAUUACUCUUGAUUCUUGCCUUUCUGGACUGUCUUGACAAAGUUCCUGCAAGACUGCCAAGAAUACAAGGGACCCUACAAGCAAUUGAAGUACUGAACUGGUCAUUCUGACAGUAGAAAUCAUUGGAAGGUUAGGUUUUCAAGACUUAUGGACUUGUUUCUAAGAUAUGUGACGGCAUCUCUGGGUAGUCUCUUAUUAGUGAUGCCCUCUGCUGUCUGUUUUAGACCUGGUGUCGUCUGGCUACUCUGGAGGCUUCAAGCCACUCAAACUGUUGGUUGUAGUGGUUUGUGUUCGAACUAAAGUAUUCCAAGGACGACAGCCAAACCAAAGGGAAAUUCUGCAUUGUGAUGAUGGACAUAAAAGUCAUUUUAUGAACCCAACUCAAGCCAAGUGGAACAUUGCAUGGCCUGUUCUGCCCACCUGCACUCUUUCAGAGCUGUACGUGUUGGUUUGAAUUGAUCUCAGACCUCUCCAACAAUAACUCGGAGAGUCAACGGACAAAUCUCUGGGGAAAUAAAGGCCAACAUCCACCUUAACUCUUGCACUGGUGACUAGUGGAGUCAGAAUCUGCUUCCUAAUAUUGCUUUUGAGGACUCAAAGAUGGUCUGUUUUACACUUUGAGAGGUUGUAUAAGUGGAGUUGUUAUUGCCAUCAACUGAAAUGGGAUUACUUUUUUGUUUUUACAAGAUUUUACAGGGAAUUAACUAGUGAGAAAAGAAUGUUAUUAUAGCUUUUAUAUUGAUACCUUCUCCUGACAGUGGAGAAAUAAAAUCUCAUGAAUUUAAAUCA